GACAGGCGCCCUUCAUAUCACGUUUCUCUCUCUCUAGCCUUGGGACUUGUGGUCAUUCCUUCGUUACAGUUUCUUCUGUACAGAGAUGGCUCGAGGAGUGGCAGUGAAAUCGAGCGGAGCUGGUGCGAAGAAGAAAGGAGCGGCGUUCGUGAUAGACUGCUCUAAACCAGUAGAUGAUAAGAUCAUGGAGAUCGCUACGCUUGAGAAGUUUCUUCAAGAACGAAUCAAGGUCGGAGGUAAACCCGGUGCUCUUGGUGACUCCGUUUCCAUUACACGAGACCAUGGAAAGAUCACCGUCACCGCCCAUUCCAAUUUCUCCAAACGAUACCUGAAGUAUCUUACCAAGAAGCAUCUGAAGAAGUACAAUAUCCGUGACUGGCUCCGCGUGAUUGCAUCGAACAAAGACAGGAACUUGUAUGAGCUUAGAUACUUCAACAUCGAAGACGAGGCAGCUGGUGAGGAUGAAGAUUAAGCACUCUUCUUCUUCAUUUCUUUUAAUUACUUACUAGAGUAGCCGAGAUUUUUUUUUCUAAUUUAACCAAGAAAUGAUGACGAUAUCACUUGAUAACCA
Eutrema salsugineum is the source of this 571-nucleotide messenger RNA. RefSeq names its product putative 60S ribosomal protein L22-1. The record is from RefSeq and is a predicted model, not a curated record. The coding region runs from base 86 to 472 and encodes 128 amino acids. The transcript is spliced from 2 exons. Gene Ontology annotation, molecular function: structural constituent of ribosome; RNA binding. Gene Ontology annotation, biological process: cytoplasmic translation. Gene Ontology annotation, cellular component: ribosome. Lineage: Eukaryota; Viridiplantae; Streptophyta; Magnoliopsida; Brassicales; Brassicaceae.